Molecule: messenger RNA, 1821 nt
Organism: Carassius auratus (goldfish)
Lineage: Eukaryota; Metazoa; Chordata; Actinopteri; Cypriniformes; Cyprinidae
Product: H-2 class I histocompatibility antigen, Q9 alpha chain-like
Exons: 7
Coding region: 55-1122 (355 amino acids)
Biological process (GO): immune response
Cellular component (GO): external side of plasma membrane
Source: RefSeq, a predicted model, not a curated record
AUUUCACUUUACAUUAGCAGCUCACAGGCGACAACCGAUCUGUCUGUGACAGUUAUGUUAAUUAAAUAUUCUACAACGUUUUCUGAAUGGAAUUAUUUCUCAGGCAAAAUAAAUAAUGCGGCAUGUUGUAGGCUACUUUUUCUCCUUGGAGCUCAUCUGGCCUGUGCUAGAACACACUCUAUGAGGUACUUCUACACUGGUGUUUCUGGAAUCAGUGACUUCCCAGAGUUCACUGCAGUUGCUCUGGUCGAUGAUGAGCAGUUUAUGUACUUUGACAGCAACACAAAGAAAGCUGUGCCAAAGACAGAGUGGAUCAGACAGAAUGAGGGAGAAGACUACUGGAACGGAGAGACUAAGAUUUUCACUGGCACAUAUCCAGCCUUUAAAAUCAACAUCCAGAACCUAAAGAAACUGUUCAACCAGUCAGCAGGAGUUCACACAUGGCAGCAGAUGUGUGGCUGUGAGCUGGAUGAUGAUGGCACCAAACUAGGAUACUGGCAGUAUGGUUAUGAUGGAGAGGACUUCCUCAGUCUGGAUAAGAGCACCCUCACCUGGACUGCUGCUAGUCCUCAAGCUGUCCUUACCAAACAUAAAUGGGAGGUUAACAGAGCUAUAAUAGAACAACAGAAAGCAUAUCUGGAGAACACAUGUAUUGAGUGGCUGCAGAAGUAUGUGAGAUAUGGGAAGGAAACUCUGGAGAGAAAAGUCGCUCCUCAGGUGUCUCUGCUGCAGAAGUCUUCCUCGACUUCAGUCAAAUGUCAUGCUACAGGUUUUUACCCCAGUGGAGUAACAAUCUCCUGGCAGAAAAAUGGACAAGAGCAUCAUGAGGAUGUGUAUCUUGCUGAACUUCUUCCCAAUGAGGACGGGACCUUUCAGAGGACGAGUACCAUCAAAGUUUCACCUGAGGAGCUGAAGAAGAACCAGUUCAGCUGUGUGGUGGAGCAUCAGGGUGAAACCUUCAGAAGCAUUUUGAAAGGUGCUUCUGUCCCCAUCGGCUUCAUUCUUGCUGCUGUUGUUGGUGUCUUCCUGUUGAUUGUCACUGCUGUUGCUGGAUAUAAGGUCUAUCAGAAAAAUCUGAAAAAUAAUUGUGAGAGAAACUCAUCAGAAAAUGAAAGGCUUUAAACCUUUCAAUGCAUCUGAUGACGGUUCAAAUGGCUCAAAUCCAUCUGCAGUAUGUAUGCAGUCUGUGUGCGUUUCUUAUGUGGUGCAGAAGCAGCACAGACUCAUACUCAUUGUGCUUUCACACAGGACGCGUUUGCAGUCCGCUAUUCGGUACGUCAACGAUCGCUGCACUUCUACAGACGCAACGCUCCUGGAACGCACUGAUGGACCGCAACCGCGUGAACGCUGGAAUCCAUUAACAUGGGUGUAUAAAAUAACACAAAAAGCUUACGCACUGCAGACAGAGUAUGUGUGAAGCAGGUUGUUUGCACCUUCGUUUACAGCUUUAUCAAGCACUUUGUGAUGCAUUUUGGAAACAGGAGAUGAGCCCCUGGUCUAAUGCACCGUCUGUCUUGAGAAACCCGUUCUCAAAGACUUAACGUUACUUUUAAUCAUUAUUUUAUUUGGGUAGCACAAAUAUUCUGAAUGCUUUCGGCAGAAUUCAAAUGAGCCAUUUUAAACUAGAUUAAUUCCAAGAUUACAUCGAUAUUAAUCUAGAUUAAAAAAAAUUACUCUAUUCCCACCACUCGUUUCAUCACACUUUAUGUUCAUCUUUAGUUUUUUUUUAACUGGAUGAAUUUGUUCAUUUUGGGAUGACAUGUUGAUCUCAGAACUUAAUUGUAAAAUGUAUAUAAAUUGUAAAUAAAUUGUUAAUUGUAA